Molecule: messenger RNA, 747 nt
Organism: Rotaria socialis
Lineage: Eukaryota; Metazoa; Rotifera; Eurotatoria; Philodinida; Philodinidae
Source: the annotation of a GenBank genome assembly
AUGUCAAGAUUUUCAUUCUUGGGCAUCAAGAUUUUCAGCAGUGAAGCAGAAAAACAAAUAAACAUAUUAUUUGAAAAUAAUGCAGACGCAUUAUCUGAUCAAAAAUCAAAGAAGUUGCGGUGUAUCGGUGCAUGGGAAGAAACUCAACUUCAGAAUAUUCGCCAACACGCAAACUACCAAAAACAGCUGCUUGACGAAGAAUAUGAAAAAGAAUACAACGAUUUGAAAGAACAACGUCAGAAAUUUAUUGAGACACUACUUAUACACGAAGCUCAGAAAAAUACUGAACAAAUUAAUCAAUUAAUUGGUUGUUGUAAAGCAUUGCAGUUUGAAUUACCCUCACUGAUCUUCAACGAACAGCUUACUCAGUUUAUUCAUGUAACAAAACAACAGUGGUCGAAUAGAAAAGAUGAUAAAUCAAAUGUGUUGAAGUCAACAGACAAUACAUCAAGACAAAACUCAUUAGUGAAUCAAAAUUAUGGGUCACAACAUGCUAAUAAUGGUCUUGUAAACUCAUGGCCGACGUCUACACCAGAAAACUCAACGCAAAUACAUACAAAGCAAUCACCGACGCAUUCUGAUGGUUACCACAGAAGUGGUACGAGUAAUGACAGUGAUCAUAACUUUUAUGAUGCCCAAGAUGAUAAGCUGCUUGUAAAAUGUCCUACAUGCUUUAUGAUAUUUCCGACCAGUAUGACAGCCUGCGAUCGAUCUCAGCACGUUCAAGAACAUUAUAUAGAUGAUUGA